Molecule: messenger RNA, 871 nt
Organism: Amphiprion ocellaris (clown anemonefish)
Lineage: Eukaryota; Metazoa; Chordata; Actinopteri; Pomacentridae
Gene: epgn
Product: epithelial mitogen homolog (mouse)
Exons: 5
Coding region: 123-635 (170 amino acids)
Biological process (GO): epidermal growth factor receptor signaling pathway; positive regulation of cell population proliferation; positive regulation of mitotic nuclear division
Source: RefSeq, a predicted model, not a curated record
UGAUUGGUUGUGAAAAUCUUUUCAGCGGUUGACAGAAGAGUAUAUAAGAACAAGAAAAGCAUGUUGUUGGUCACAUCGCAAAGCCAGAAGAUACUGAAAACAUCACAUCGGCACAAGACAAGAUGUUUACACAGAGACAGACAUACCUGGAGAAGGCUCUCCUCUUUGCUGUGCUGCUUCUUGUGACCUCAGCAGGACAAUCAGCAGUGCUGACUGACAACCUGCAGACCACAGCAACUCCUCCUCCUCCUCCUCCUCCUCCUCCUCCUCCGACAGAUUCACCUCUGACCACACAGCUCAGCAACAGCAGCGUGGAGGGACCACGAGUCCAGUUUUUACACACACCAUGUGGCAGCGAUCACGACAAUUUCUGUAGUAACGGUGGCCAGUGUGUGUUCCCCCAAGACAGCGUCGACCCCUUCUGCAUCUGCACAACCUCCUACAGCGGGCAUCGCUGCAUGUUAUUUACUGGAGAAACCUAUAUUCUACCCGAGAAUGAGCAGCUGAUUGCCAUCGGCUUUGGAGUAAUCAUGCUCAUCUUUUUCCUGGCCAUUUUAAUUUACUGCAUCGCCCUUAAGAGGUGUAGGAAAUCAGCACCACUAAUAAAAUCUGCACCAUCUGAAAUUUCUGUGUGACUUCUACAACUCCCUGUUUGUCCUCCCUUUUCUUUAUCACCUGCUGGAAAAAUAUGUAAAUAAGUAAGAUUGUCAUAUCAUGUCAUUUCAACGCUGUGAAAGGAGGAAAAUCUGGAUGAGGAAAGACCUGAAAGCUGUAUCACGCCUGAAUGAGAGGGGAUAGAUAUUUAUUGUAGCUAUUAAGUUAUUUUAGUUUUCAGUUUAUUUAAAGUUUUGUAAUAAAUUUGUGAAAAAGA